UUCUUGGUUCCUCUGAAUGUAUCAAAUCAAAAUUUACAGCCACAUCAGGUUUAGUUAAAAGCGCCGCUAAAUCAAAUGCUAGUUGUUAUAACUACACUAUUAAUGUUGGGUCAAAAGUAGUUCAAUUGACAUGGAAUAGUUUUGAAAUGGAUGCAACUAUGCCUACUUGCACGGAUGGGGAUUAUAUUGAGGUGUCCAUUGGGUGCUCUAAGAAGUUCUUACGGUCUUAUGGCAGAUAACCGCGGAAGAGCAUUUAAUAGGAAGUUCAUGCCUCCUUCCCAACCAAUGUCGCAAAACUUGCAUUUACAUUUUACAUUUGUUUACAUUUCUGAUGCAAGUUUGCUACCACUAUGCCACGACUGCUCAUCAGGUUGUGGAAUUAACAGAAACUCAGUUUCAUUCUUCUGCUCAAAAAACAUGAAAAUGAAACCUCACACAAUAUAUUCAUAUGAUGGAUGCAUAGAUAUUGUUCAUAGGAAAAAUGGCAAAUCUUUACAUGAUAACUAUUUUUCUGCUUAUUAUUCAACACAUUCACAAAAUGUUUCUUGGGGUCCUACAACCUGUUCCAGUUUCUCUGCCAACCAAUUUACAUCUGGAUUGAUUAUCAGUCCAUCCUGGCCGCUUACUUAUAGAAGUUCAAUAAGUAAAUGUAAAUGGUCUGUAAAUACUGGAGAUACUAUGGACAUAAUUAAACUUAAUAUUAUGGAUUUGGAUAUUUAUCAAGAGGGUUCUUCUUGCAAUGAUAAGCUAUUAAUAAAAGGAAUCAAAUCUCCAAAAAAAUGGAAUUUUUGUCGGAAUAAUAAACCAUUUUCAAUUAUAACUGAUUAUUAUAACUUGGAAGUCCAAAUGAAUAUAUUAAACUACGAAAGGUUGACUUCAAAUCGAGGUUUUGUGAUUGGGAUUACAGCUUGGAAAAGUAAAGCGUUUAUUAAGAUUUUCUUGAACACAAAUAUAAGAAAUUAUGUCCUUCCCGCAAUAUUUGUUGUUGUUGCUGUUAUUAUUAUUAUUGUGUAUCGUUAUAUUCGAAGCAGGCGUAUUUCACGAUCUAACCAAAAUAUAACUCCACAAUACAGUGCGGUACCAAACUCAGGUGCAGAUACAAUUGAUCUUAACAUUCCAUCUAAUCCGGAAGCAUAUGACUCUAAGCAAAGUUUUAAUCCUAGUCCAUACCCUGUUCAGCAAGCAUAUCCUCCAUGUGAAGAUGGACUCAAGCAACCAUUAAUCUAUCCACCUGCUCAGCAGUAUCAGGCCCCUAUUCAACAAUAUCCAGGUCCUCCUUUACAAUACCCAGCACCUUUUCAACCAUACUUAGCAGCCCCGCCUCAUCAAUUUCCACCUCUUCAGCAAAAUACAGGGGUAAUCGAACCUCCUCCACCUCCUUAUCCAGGUAUAUAGCAUAAUCAAACAUUUCAUUGGAUCACGAGUUCUUUUUUUUUUAACUUGUAAUAUUUUGGGUGUCAGUUAGUUUUGCUUGUUAUUGAUUUUUUUUUUUUUAAGUAUUAGCUUUUCAUAUUUUUAUAUUUUG
Hydra vulgaris (swiftwater hydra) is the source of this 1525-nucleotide messenger RNA. RefSeq lists its product as uncharacterized. Lineage: Eukaryota; Metazoa; Cnidaria; Hydrozoa; Anthoathecata; Hydridae. The record is from RefSeq and is a predicted model, not a curated record.